This is a messenger RNA of Cuculus canorus (common cuckoo), 4389 nucleotides long. RefSeq names its product histone-lysine N-methyltransferase SETD2-like. The transcript has 2 exons. Bases 1 to 2949 code for a protein of 982 amino acids. Gene Ontology annotation, molecular function: histone H3K36 methyltransferase activity; protein binding. The record is from RefSeq and is a predicted model, not a curated record. Lineage: Eukaryota; Metazoa; Chordata; Aves; Cuculiformes; Cuculidae. Gene Ontology annotation, cellular component: nucleus.
AUGAAGCACAACUGCGAACCAAAAUGUGAGACCAACCAAAGCCAAAAACAAACAGACAAAAUGCUGGAAGUGACCAACUUAGCUACUAGGCUGCUCAACACCUGGAAGCAGCUCAAGCAGGUGUAUCGGAUCCCAAAGAAGAGGCCAGCAGAAAAGGAGAGCAGUGCCAAUCGUGGCAGAGACACCAUCAGCCACAGGGAUGGGAGGCCUGCUGCCAAGCACCACAUCCUCAGCAGACAGCAGGAACCCGAGAGGCACAGAGGCUGUGGAAAGAGACGCAGAGAGUCGUCACCACUGCCCUCGGCUUAUGACCGAGGAAUGAAGAGGCCAGUGGAGAGGUACGACACACCAGCGUCUUGUAAGAAAAGAGCGCGAAUUGAGCCUCACCACAGGCUGUCCCUGGCGGAGCGCAGGAAGCUGUUUGAGCAGCAGUUUGCCCAGCAGGAGGCCCAGAAACAGCAACAGCAAAACUGGCAGAUGGCGAACACCCUGGCCUGCAACUUCAGCUGCCGAGGGAGAAGCUCUUACCUGCAAAGAAAGCAGCCACCAGCACCCAGACAUCAGCAUCAGGGUCUACUCGGGCUAGGUUUACCAGCCAGGCUUGGGAGCGUACGGCAAGGCAACAGCCAGUGGGGUGCGAGGUCUGCGGGCAGACCUUCUGCAGCUAAUUACCAGCCAAUUCAAGGGCAAAUACUGGAUUCUCUGACAGAUGAUUACAAGGACUAUGAAGAGGAUGACCGUUGGGAUGACGAUGGCCAGCUUCGUUUUCCCAGCCCCUCCAGUGAAUGCCAGGCACCCAGGCAGAAAGCAGAGGGCUCAGUGCAGGCACGCAAGAUGAGCGGCAGUUCAUGCAAGGAGCCGGUGCCCGGCAGGGAGAAGAUGGUGGUGACGGUUGUGGAGAAAAACAAUGCAAAAAAGCGAGGUCCACCAAAAAGAAGACACCCGGACCUGGAGAGUACCUCCGAGGGUGAUGUGGACUCGAGGGACAAGAAGGUGGCGAAACUGGAAGCGGGGCAAGUGGAGGCGAUGUGGCCGAACUCCUCCACGGUCAGUCCACUGUGUAUCAUGGAUGACUUCAUAGACCCCCAGCGUUGGAAGGAGUUUGCCAAGCAAGGAAAGAUGCCCCCUUACUUUGACCUGAUUGAGGAGAAUGUGUACUUGACAGAAAGGAAGAACAAAAAAUCUCACCAGGACGUGAAGCACGUGGUGUGCCAAUGCCCGCCUCUCUCCAAAGAGCAGCGAGCUCAGGGACAGGUUGCUUGCGGAGGACGCUGUCUCAAUCGCCUCCUCCAGAUAGAGUGCUCUUCCCAGUGCCCAAAUGGCAACUACUGCUCCAACAGGCGCCUCCAGGAGAAACAGCAUGCAGAUGUUGAAGUGAUCCUCACUGAAGACAAAGGCUGGGGGCUGAGGGCUGCCAAAGAUCUGCCACCAGACACUUUCAUCAUGGAGUACUGUGGAGAAGUGCUGGAUCACAAAGAGUUCAAGGCUCGCAGGAAGGAAUAUGCCCGCAACAAGAACGUUCAUUCUUAUUUCGUAGCCGUGAAGGAAAAUGAGAUCAUUGAUGCUACCCAGAAAGGAAACUACUCUCGUUUCAUGAACCACAGCUGCGAACCAAACUGUGAGGCACAAAAGUGGAUGGUCAAUGGGCAGCUCCGAGUUGGGCUUUUCACCACCAAACUAGUCCCAUCAGGCUCGGAGCUGACAUUUGAUUACCAGUUCCAGCAAUACAGCAAAGAGGCUCAGAAGUGCUUCUGCGGCUCAGCCAACUGCCGGGGUUACUUGGGAGGAGAGAAGGGGGUCAUCAUCAGAGCUGCCAGAACAAUAAUGGAAAAGGUACGCUCCCGUAAGGAGCACUCGGUGGACAGGCAGCUGGAAGCGCUGCUGGAGAACGGAGAGGCUGACAGCGAUGAGAGCCAAGGUCUCCGGUUAUCCUGGCUGAUGCUUCGAAUUAAAACUCUGGAGCAGAAGCUCACCUGCCUCAGAAUCAUACAAAACAUCCACUCGCAGUCCGUCCUGAAAUCCUUCCUGAAGCACCAUGGCUUAUCUCUCCUCUGGAUUUGGAUGAAGAGGAUGGACUAUGGGAAAAGCAGCACGGCUAACAAGCUGCAGCUGCAGCUGGAGAUUCUGAAGACGCUCGAGCUCCUGCCCAUCCCCACCAAGAACAUGCUGGAAGACAGCAAAGUGAUUCCCAUCAUCGAGCGCUGGGCUGAGACCAACCAAAGCCGAAAACAAACGGACAAAAUGCUGGAUGUGACCAACUUAGCCACUAGGCUGCUCAACACCUGGAAGCAGCUCAAGCAGGUGUAUCGGAUCCCAAAGAAGAGGCCAGCAGAAAAGGAGAGCAGUGCCAAUCGUGGCAGAGACACCAUCAGCCACAGGGAUGGGAGGCCUGCUGCCAAGCACCACAUCCUCAGCAGACAGCAGGAACCCGAGAGGCACAGAGGCUGUGGAAAGAGACGCAGAGAGUCGUCACCACUGCCCUCGGCUUAUGACCGAGGAAUGAAGAGGCCAGUGGAGAGGUACGACACACCAGCGUCUUGUGAGAAAAGAGCGCGAAUUGAGCCUCACCACAGGCUGUCCCUGGCGGAGCGCAGGAAGCUGUUUGAGCAGCAGUUUGCCCAGCAGGAGGCCCAGAAACAGCAACAGCAAAACUGGCAGAUGGCGAACACCCUGGCCUGCAACUCCACAGGCUACGGCACACCCUACAGCAGCUUUACUGGCUGCACACCUGACUACCCCAUGCAAGCCCCCGUAGUCCCCAGCAGCCUCAACGCUGGGGAGGUGCUGCUGCCCACACCCAACAUGGGUUUCAUGGGCUUGCCAAGGGGACACGAGCACCUGCAGACUGUGGGGCAGAGACAGAGCUACAGGGUCUGGGACUGCAGCCAGCAGAAUGUAACCGGACAAGAGCAUCACCUGCCAGCCCAGAGCCAACCAGCCUGGCAUUAAGAAGCACAGACCGACUAGGCUGUAACACGCCUCUGCUUGCAGAUGACCCCACCGACUAUAGACACACACAUCCAACCGGAUCUCCAGUACCAACAGUUUUAGAAGGAUCAUCCACAGAAAGACAGAGAGCGGCCACCAACAGUGAUGACAACAACUCUCUUUGAAACCACGCACUCGUGAAUAGUUUGUUUGUUUAAAAGAAAAUAAAUGUUGUUCCUUGCAGUGUGAGGCAGUUUGUGGGUCUUUGAAAAAAAGCCAGGCUUUGCUAAGCUGGACUUUGCUGACUUUCCUACCCUGACAAUGCUGUAGAACACACACAGCCUGUGUGUAUUACACACUGUAUUACACACAUGCUCUGUAUUACACACUGAGCCAUGUCCAGAGAAGGGCAAGAAUGCUGCUGAAGGGACUCCAGUACAAGUCUUACGAGAAGCAGCUGAGAGAAACAGGGCUGUUAAAUUUGGAGAAAAGGAGGCUGAAAGGAGACUUUAUUGCUCUCUUUAUAACUAUCUGAAAGGAGGUUGCAGCAAGGCGGAAGCUGGUCUCUUCUCCCAAGCAAAGAGAGAUAUGAAACAAGAGGAAAAAUUUCUUUGCCCAAAGGGUUGUCAAGCAUUGGAACAGGUUACCCAGGGAAACGUUGGAGGUAUUUAAAGAGCCAUGAAAGUGAUGCUCAACAACACGAUUUAGGGACGCACUUGAUGAUCCCAAGAAGGGUUCCGUCCAACCCAAAUGAUUGUACAAUUGCUGCCAGCCAAGCUAUCAUCAGCUCAAUGCUGCCCUCAGCAGGGCCGACAAACUCCUGCAGAUAGGAUUUGACCCUCGAAUUGGAUGCUCUUGCCCAUACUUCUUUUAAACCACAUGAGCAACUGCAUUUAAGACAGUGAUCAACCCACUUGUUCCCCUCAAAGCAGACCGCUAUUACUGUGUCAGCUACCCCACUUGCUGACUCCAGAGAGAACACAGUAUGCCUCACCCCCAGCCUCUCAGCGAGGUUAGUGGAAGCAGACAUUCUGACCAAGACCACUUAGAAGGGAAAUCUGCCCUACUUCUCUGUCUUUGUUACAAGGCCUGGAUGCCAAGCACCAACUUUGCAAACUCAAGUCUUUUAAUGAGCAUUUCAGAGAACUGUUACCAAGUGGCUCCGGGCCCUCUCAGAUGCAAGGAUUUUCAAAAAAAAUCUUCUGCUUCUCCUGAGACCGAGCUCCAAGAGCAGCUACAGAGACACUGUAAGAUGAAAUCACGAUUCACAGCCACCUACAGACGCAACCAAAAGCCUAUGUGAAAAAUAAGAGUAUUAGAAAGACUUGGUCAAGACAGGAAGACAACCCACGGCUCUUGCUCCCCCCUCCACCCUACUCAGAGCAUCUGAGACAGCAGGUUUUACACCCAGUCUGGACACAGCUUAACACCCUGUUCCUCUGAGCCCAAGGAGUCAUUCCA